AUGGCUGCGAUGGCGCCCGCUCUCACCGACGCCCCAGCCGAAGCUCACCACAUCCGCUUCAAACUGGCCGCCCCUUCGUCGAGUUUGUCGCCAGCCAGUGCCGAGAACCACGCCGACCCCGGCAACAUCCUCAUCCGCGGCUCCCCCAAGUGUAAGGUGGCUCCCGAAGACGCGCGUCCCCCGGACUCGCAGGAUCAGAAACAGCAGCAGCUGCCCGCGCCUCCGCAGGGCGACUCCCUGGGGAAGCUCCAGCCCCUGGUGGCGUCCUACCUUUGCUCCGAUGUGACCCCCGUGCCCUCCGGCAAAGAGUCCAUCACGCUCCAAGGGGUCCUCAUCAAACAGUCGGUCCUGAAAAGUCACCGAAUCCUGCCCGGCUCGCUGCUCAACGGCGGCGACUUCCUGCUACGCAAGCGCCACGCCGUGGAACUUUCCGGAGGCCGGCUCAAAGGCCUGAUGAGCGCCGCCGACGGCGGGGGCAGACCCGCCGCGCCGCCCGUCAACGGCCUGGCCAAGAAGCUGGCCGCCGUAUCGGGCCGCGCCUCGCUCAACGGCGACGAGCCUCCUCCCGCCGACGGAACCCCGGAACCGGAUCGCUCCCCGGGAGUUUGCCCCGAUCGACGACCGGCAGCGACGAUGACGCCGCCCGGCCCCGCCGAGGACGCGGCGUCCAGUCCCUCGCGCUCGGACCGGGAGCGGCCGGGGCCCCCGUCCCGCGCCUCCCCGUCAGACGCCCGGGUAGGGGAGCGCGCGCGGCUCAAUGGCUGCCGGCAGGCGGAAAUCGAGGGACGCCUGCGCCGGCUGCGCAAGCGCCUGCAGGUGGUGCAGGCCAAGCAAGUGGAGCGCCACGUCCAGCAGCAGCUGGGCGGCUUCUUGGACUCGGCCGUGGGCCGGCUGCUCGCCGGCGGGCGCCGGGAUCGGGCGGCCUCGUCCUCGGCCGCUCCCUGGAGGCGCCACCCGGGAGCUGGCGACCGCGAGGCCCUGGCCCGCUUCCUCAAGAGCGGCUCCGUGCCGCUGGAGUUGGAGCGCCUGUACCUGAGCGGCUCGGCCAACCUGCGCUCGGCCGAGAAAGCCUUCGACUCGGACGUGACCGAGAGCAGCUCCGGCGGCGACUCGGACCUGGAGGAGGACCAGCUGAGCCGGGCGGACGUGGAGCAGCGGCACGUCAAAAUCUGGAAACGCGCCGAGAGCCGCUACACGACGGAGCGGGCGGCCAUCAUCAGUCACUGGAACUGGCUGCAGGCGCACAUCUCCGACUUGGAGUACCGCAUCCGCCAACAGACCGACAUCUUCCGACAGAUCCGCGCCAGCAAGGGUUCGGUGGAGCUGGGAGGGCUCGGGCCUCAAGAAGCCAAGACGGAGCAGACGGACACGCAGCAUUCCUCAUCCGUGUGUUUGGAGCACGCCGGCGCCGCGGAACCUUGGAAAGGCCAAAACGGGCAGCCGCUCAACGGCGUCCUCAGCAGGGUGACUGAGAGCGUGGAAGGCGCGUGCGCGGCGGCCCGGACGCGGCCUCUGAUCGGCUGGAGGCGCCGGAGGCUCGUCCGACCCGACGCCGUGGCCGACCUCAACGGAAAGGCGUCGCGGCGGAGCGGCGGCGGCGCUUGCGGGGUUAACCCCGCCUGCGUGAUGUGCGGCGGGCGGCCCGUCCCGAGGGAGGACCCGCAGUUCGAGCUGCCCGUCUUGGAGCGCCUGUCUCGACUGGACCCGGGGGUCCACCCCAUCCUCUCCUUUCCGGACGACGUGGGAGCGGGCCUUCGCGUCCAGCAGGCCAUGAAGAGUUGCUGGAGCGGCCGCUCGCUGGAGAGGAGCAAACCCCUCAAGAAGUUCUCGCUCAAACACAAACUGUCCUCGUCCAAAGAGAAGCACAAGUUCGCCAGCUCGCUCAUGGCAGUCCGACUGAGCCACUACAAGAACCGAGCCGACAAGUCCAGGACGCCGGAGGGCUGCAAGACGGAACGACUGGCGGGCGCGUCGGUAGCGCUGCCGCCGUACGACAAGGGCUACGGCCGCAAGCGGUCGCGAGAGCACUCGGCGGACAGGAGCGACGCGUCUCCCAAAUUCUUCACGGACUCGAGCGCCGCCGUCUGCCCGCCGCUAUCGGGCGUCCACAGCCCCGUCGCGCGGCAGCUGUCCGCGUCGUCGGACGUCCCGCCUGGCGCACUUGUAAGAACGUUGCAGCCCGUCAAACGGAGGCGCGGCGAGAGCUCAUUUGACAUCAACAACAUCGUGAUUCCCAUGUCUGUGGCCGCCACCACGCGAGUGGAAAAGCUGCAGUACAAGGAGAUCAUCACGCCCAGCUGGCGAGCCGUGGACAUCCCGCCUGCGCCGGACGACGACGAUCGAGAGGUGGAGGACUUGUCGGACGCGGCCUUCGUGCAGCUCCAUCAGCCGUACGAGGACCAGGAGCGCUCCCGCUGGACCUGGAUGGCUUUGGCGCCGGCCAAGCGGAGGGGCAGCAGGUCGUACAAGUCGGCGGACGGGCGCACCACGCCGCUCUUGUGCGGCACCAACCCCCCGACCCCGCAGCCGGCGUCGCCCGAGCACGACUACGGCCACCUGGCCUCGCCCCUCAGCCCCCCCAGCCCCGACACGCCCUGUUCGCGAGACUCUCACCGCCCGGUGUCUAGCGAGGACACCCGCUGCUCCACGCCCGACUUGGCCUUUGAGGAGAGGACGGUGGCGCCGUGGGAACGGCGAAACUUCCCGCUGGCCGAAGACCCGGCGCCGGAGCCCGAGCCGCGGAGCCCGCCGUCGGGGCGCCGGCGCGACUGGGACGACGCCGAGCCGCCCUGCUGCCGCGACGACGAGCCCAAGCGGCCGUGA
This is a messenger RNA of Nerophis lumbriciformis (worm pipefish), 2823 nucleotides long. NCBI's taxonomy places the organism in Eukaryota, Metazoa, Chordata, Actinopteri, Syngnathiformes, Syngnathidae. The record is from RefSeq and is a predicted model, not a curated record.